AUGCAACACACUGUACAUCUUGAACUUUGGAAGGGUUACAAACGUACAGUUAAGCAAAUUUCUGAUAAUGGAGUUACUCAAGAAUUUCUUUCAUUAAAAGAGGCAGAGCAUGCAACUGGAAUUAAAAGUCAAAAUAUUGGUAUG
Ambispora leptoticha is the source of this 144-nucleotide messenger RNA. NCBI's taxonomy places the organism in Eukaryota, Fungi, Glomeromycota, Glomeromycetes, Archaeosporales, Ambisporaceae. The record is from the annotation of a GenBank genome assembly.